This is a messenger RNA of Meyerozyma guilliermondii ATCC 6260, 1200 nucleotides long. RefSeq lists its product as uncharacterized. The record is from RefSeq and is a predicted model, not a curated record. Gene Ontology annotation, biological process: cytoplasmic translational initiation. Lineage: Eukaryota; Fungi; Ascomycota; Pichiomycetes; Serinales; Debaryomycetaceae. Bases 1 to 1200 code for a protein of 399 amino acids. The transcript has a single exon. Gene Ontology annotation, cellular component: eukaryotic translation initiation factor 3 complex.
AUGACUUCAGUAAUCGUCGUAGACAACGACUUGGCUGGAUGCCUCAAGGAGUAUGGGCAGAUCAUCGACUCGGUCAACGAGUCCGUCCUGUUUUCUGAGUCAUUGCAACCAUUCAUAAAACCCUACACUAACGAAAUCAUCAACACGUCCGAAUUGAAAACCAAAAUUGUUGAAUCAUCUUCGCCCAAAAAUUUGGCUCAGUUGUCGGACAAGGAGUUUGAACCUGCGUUCAACUUGAUCGUGUACAUUUUGUUACAACUUGAAGGCUCUAUCGAAAAAGUGGUUGGUGGAAAUUCUCAGGUUGUCCAGAAUUUGUUAGACUGCAAUCCCAAACAGGCGCCAUCGUUGAGAGACCGUAAGUCUAUCAAGUCCACCAGCAUUCUUUCAGUAUUGAACACCAUUUUCAACUUCAUUCCUGAGACAUCCAGAACCAGAAUUACAGUCUUGGAGAAAAUAUUAUACAUAUAUGAGAACUCGUCGUUGGAUUUCCUGUUGAUGGAAUCGUCGAUUGGAGACAACCUCGUACAAUGGCUCGCCAAAACUGGAGCUUCGUCUGACGAGAUCAAGGCUUUGUUCUGGAAGUUUAUCACCUUGGACAAAAAGGCCAGCUUGGGGUCUUUGCAACUCAUAAAAAAGUUCACAUCGCAAUACACUUUAAACCUUGAACAAUUACACACUUUGAUCAAGUUUGCGUUGGUGUCGGAGGUUGUCGAUGUGUCGUUUUUGGUCAACAACAACGUGGCUCAGGCCAUCCAAGCAAAUUCCAGCGAUAGUGUGGUGCAAAUUUUCGUCGACUAUACUUCCGGAAAGCUUCUCACAACCGUUCCAUCUACACUUCCGCUUGAGCCCAUUGUUCAAAAAUCAAAAAUUUUGGUGUUGGCCAAAUUUUUGAUUGAUAACGACGACAAGCUCGUUUUCAACUACAGCGACUUUCCUUCCACCUUGAGUGAGUCUCCUGAACAGUUUGAGAUGUUGGUGGUGAACUCGCUCAAAGCAGGAGUAGUUGACGGCAGAUUGAGUCAAUCGGACCAAAAGUUUUACUUGACUCGAGUUAACCGGUUAAUCUUGGCUGGCCAUGACAACAGUAAGAACUGGGAUGCCGUGAGAAGGAUCUUGAACGAGUGGAAGAACGCAUUGGAAAACAUAGAUGAGAUUGUGAAUGCUUCGAGAGAAAGUAUCGUCAACAAUAAUAACGCUUAA